AUGGAUAACAUUUUCCUCUCACUCCUUCUUCUUCUUCUGAUCUCCUCAGCUAAUUCACUCCAUUUCAAAAUCUCUGCCUCUGACCAAAACUCCCAAGACAUAGCUCUCCAAGGAGACGCCGUACAUACCAGUACUCCUACUGCUGGUGUGGUUGAAAUGAUCAACAAAUUCAGCUUCCUCUGCCGCGUUGGUUGGGCCACUUACCCUGCUAGUGUGCCUCUCUGGGACUCUAGUACGGGCAAGUUUGCCGAUUUCACCACCAACUUCUCCUUCACAAUCGACACCCUAAACAGGUCCACCUACGGCCACGGCCUCACAUUCUUUCUUGCUCCGGCCGGAUACCAGAUUCCGCCCAACUCAGCCGGCGGAUUCUUGGGCCUGUACAACACAACAACCGUUGAUGAUCGUUCGGACUCGAACCAGCUUCUGCAUGUAGAGUUCGACAGUUUUUCGAACCCGGAAUGGGACCCUCCAAUGGAACAUGUUGGAAUCAACGUCAACUCCAUAGCUUCCGCGGUUUACACUCCUUGGAACGCUGGCCUGCAUAGUACGGACAACGUUUUGGUUUCGAUUUCUUAUGACUCAAAGGCUAAGAAUUUGAAAGUCGAUUGGAGCUAUGAAAAAAGCUCGAUUUAUAAGGAGAGUGUCACGAGUCUUUCUUACAAAAUUGAUUUGAGUAAGGUUCUUCCUCAGUGGGUCACGAUGGGAUUUACGGCUGCUACUGGUCAAUUCGGAGCAAGGCAUAUACUUAAUUCAUGGGAAUUUAAUUCCAGUUUGGAUUUGUAA
This is a messenger RNA of Humulus lupulus (European hop), 786 nucleotides long. Its product is annotated as L-type lectin-domain containing receptor kinase IX.1-like. The record is from RefSeq and is a predicted model, not a curated record. Gene Ontology annotation, molecular function: carbohydrate binding. NCBI's taxonomy places the organism in Eukaryota, Viridiplantae, Streptophyta, Magnoliopsida, Rosales, Cannabaceae. The transcript has a single exon. Bases 1 to 786 code for a protein of 261 amino acids.